Meloidogyne enterolobii is the source of this 570-nucleotide messenger RNA. NCBI's taxonomy places the organism in Eukaryota, Metazoa, Nematoda, Chromadorea, Rhabditida, Meloidogynidae. The record is from the annotation of a GenBank genome assembly.
AUGUCUUCAACUCAAGAAGAUGAAAAUGAAUUACCAAGCCUUGAAGCUGCUAAAGAAAAAUUUCACGAACAUGAGAAAUAUAUGCAAUCAUUAACACAAAGUCAAGAAAGUGUUGGGCGUGUUCUACAUCGUGGUCAUCAUUUAAGUAAAAAAUUAGAAGAUCCAGAACAAUCUGCAGCAAUUAUUAACCAAUUAAAAUCUGUCCAAUCUCGAUGGGAAUUAAUUAGAAUUGGUGCUAUGGAAAGGCAAACAGCUCUUCAACAACAAAUUGAAAAAAUACAAAGAGCACAUUUAGACGAACUUAUUGAAUGGUUAGAAGGAAUUGAAAGAAGAUCAAGACAACAAUUAUGCCCACUUGCCGGAAAUAUUGAUGUUUGUUUAAAACAACGUGUUGAGGCUGGGGCUUUAAAACGUCAAAUGGAUGAAAAACAGCCAGUAUUUGCACAACUUUCUUCGUUUGUUGAAGUUGUCGAUCAGAGUUCUCAACAAAAACAAAAAGAAGUUGAGGAACAAAAAAGUAAUUUACAAAAUUUGGAAAUUUUGGUUAAACAGGUAAUUGUUCUAGAAUAA